Stegodyphus dumicola is the source of this 363-nucleotide messenger RNA. RefSeq lists its product as uncharacterized. The record is from RefSeq and is a predicted model, not a curated record. NCBI's taxonomy places the organism in Eukaryota, Metazoa, Arthropoda, Arachnida, Araneae, Eresidae.
AUGAAAACUGUUGUAAAUAUUGUAAAUUCAAUGAGAGGAGGCAAAGCCCAGAAACAGAGAGCAUUUAUUGCAUUUGUGGACAAUCCGGAUCCUGAGUAUGGUGACAUUUCGUUGUACUGGUACUGUCAAGUGCGCUGGCUAAGUGCUGGAAAUUGUCUGCAACAGUUUUUUGGAUUGAGGAAUGAAAUUCUUGCUUUCCUCACAAAAGAAAACAUUGGGCAUGAGCAUCAAGAAAAAUUGGAAGAAAUCCAGUUUUUAAAUAAUCUUGCUUUUCUGACGGCUUUAAAAAUCCCAUCUAAGUGCUUUAAACUGAAAACUACAAGGCAGGAAAUAAAAUAUAUCCCAGCUUUACGGGCAUAUUGA